AUGACUAAGUGUCGUGUCUUGUGUCUUCAUGGUUAUCGUCAAGAUGCUAUAAAGUUUCGUGGUCGUAUUGCUGCAUUGCGUAGAACGUUCAAGUCGAGCGUCGAGUUUGUAUGUUUAGAUGCCCCAUUCACUGUACCUGAUGCAUCAACAUUGGAAGAAAAACACAUCAACAAUAAAAAUACUAAUGAACAGGAAAAUCAAUUGAAAUGGUUUGAUUUUAUUCACGAUACACAGUCGGAGCAUUAUUUACUAGAACGAGUAGAAGAAUCGCUCGAAUAUGUGGCAAAUUUUAUCAAGAAAGAGGGACCUUUUGAUGGUAUUUUGGGGUUUAGUCAAGGUGGUACAAUGGCUUCAUUAAUCCUGCACAAACAAGUGCGUGAUUCGGAAUUCCCUUUUGCGUUUCGUUUUGCCUUUUUCGUAUCGGCUGGAGCUUGUUACGACCAAAAGUAUAUGAUCAACGUAAAGGUGGAUCUACCGUCGUUACAUGUUAUUGGUGAGACUGAUGCUGUCGUGGAAAAGAAAAGCAGUCUUGCACUUAAGGAUCGUUUCAUUGAUGCCAAAGUGCUGAUGCAUCCUGGAGGUCACUAUAUUCCCACGAACAAAGUGGUCAAAGACGCCUUUCGAGCUUUUUUUGAAGAGCUUCAACAAGCCGAUCCGAACAAGAAGGAGGUGGGUACGGCUUUGUGCAAUAAUUGCUAG
Messenger RNA from Peronospora farinosa, 699 nucleotides. Lineage: Eukaryota; Oomycota; Peronosporomycetes; Peronosporales; Peronosporaceae. The record is from the annotation of a GenBank genome assembly.